Messenger RNA from Esox lucius (northern pike), 2927 nucleotides. It is a transcript of the gene rnf215, whose product is annotated as ring finger protein 215. The transcript has 10 exons. NCBI's taxonomy places the organism in Eukaryota, Metazoa, Chordata, Actinopteri, Esociformes, Esocidae. Gene Ontology annotation, biological process: ubiquitin-dependent protein catabolic process. Bases 159 to 1277 code for a protein of 372 amino acids. Gene Ontology annotation, molecular function: ubiquitin protein ligase activity. The record is from RefSeq and is a predicted model, not a curated record.
UCCAGCUUCCCGUUCGACCGGAAGUAGUAUUCUUGUUUACAUUUUAAUUUUUGCGGUCCAAGGAGCUAAGUCGUACAUGUAGUGGUUAUUUAAAAUGGUUGACACUUGAUAAGGAUUAUUUAUUUUAUAGUACAUGUAACUUACGCAUUUUUUUGGAUAUGUCUGCUCGUUGUUGUUGCUGCUGUUGCUAUUUCACCGUUGUUUUUCUGCUGUCAGCUCCAUCAUUCUUGUCCCUUAUGCUAGUAACGGGCGAACAGGUCGCCUUAGUGGAGGUAGUAUUGAGGGAACGUCGGGACGCCAGUACGGUUCUGCAAGGCGAGGUGCUCGAGGCGAGCUUGGAAAGCCGCAGAGUUACCGAAAAACAUGAUCAACAAGCGCAUGAUUUUGAAGGAGACCUCAUAUUAGUGCCGGAUGAAGAUCGGCAGUUGAGCCGGAGGAAAGGUAAGGGUGUCCAAGCCAAAGACCAGAAACCAUGGAUAGGUGUGGUACCGGUCAAAGUGGAGGAGAGCAAAGCUUCAACUUCCGGGAACAACCAGGAGUCCUUUGCUGCUGCAGUUGUCAAUAAAAUGAAACGGGCCUUGGUCCUGGGGGCUUCCGCACUCAUCAUUUUGGCCCUUAAUCAGAACACGGUCAGAGAGAUGGAUCUAUCCCAGGUCCUCUCCAAGCCCAUAAUCAUCAUCCAGACAUCAGAAAAUGUCACUAAGCUCAUCGGCGCCCUCCUCAGGGGCCUUCAUGCCACCGCAAAAAUCACCUACAAGACUAUUUUGCAGGACAACUUGGGGGCCACCCUGACAUUGUGGUCUACGUGUGGUCUCUCCAGAGGCGGCCUGUAUGGAGAGUGGCAGGGGGUUAUCUGCACCGGAGAGACAAACACACAAGUUCAGAAGUACUUGCAGCAGCUGUGGAACACGGUCCUCCUGGUGGCUCUGAUACUCUGUACUGGGGUCAUAGUUCAGGCUCGAUGGCAGUACCAGGAUAACCAGCUCAACGACGACCUGGAGGUACAGCCUGGGGGGGUUAUAUCUGGUGUACAAGGUAGUGUUACCAAAACAGGACAUCCUGAAGAGACUGUUGUCCUUGAAGACCAGGAAAUACCGCCAGCCCAAACUGCGGUGCGACCCGGCGCAGGGCCUGGCCGCAGAAACGGAGAACUGUGCUGUGUGUCUGGAGCAGUUCAACAACAACCAGUGUCUUCGCGUGCUUCCCUGCCUCCACGAGUUCCACCGGGACUGCGUGGAUCCGUGGCUGAUGUUGCAGCACACUUGCCCACUGUGUAAACGCAGCAUACUCAGUAACCUUUGUCGAGAGAGCUAAUAAGGAGAACCCAGACCCCCUUCCCAACCUGAUCGGAUAAUUGAGAUCAUGUUUUGUUACAUCAUAUUUGGUGACUCAUGUUUCCAGUAGUAGUUUCAGACACCUCUUCCACAUCCUGCUGCACUGGAUUGUGGGUCGGGGAUCUUCUCACGGCCACUGGCCCUUCCUAUUAGACGAUGGUAUUGAACUCCUGAUCUUUUGGGGUAUCCUAAUCCUGAAGAAACUGCAUUCAUGUAUGUGUUACUGUAAACCAAAUGUUACUGUACUGUACCAGUACUAUUGUUGAAACAAACAGUAUUUAUUUUUCCUGAGAUCACUAAACUGUAUGUUACUGUAUUUCCCAUCACCCACCACUCUCUAGCUGGUAUGUCAAGUGUACAUGUGAUAGAGGGCUGAGACAUAGUCGAUGGGGCCUAAUGUUGGGAAGAAUGUUGAGAACAUUCUAGAAGGGUAUUUCACUGUUCUCUGUUUUUUUACAGGGAAACAACUGGUAAGUCCAAUGUGUUUUAUUGUAUGGAAAACCUAGCUCACAGCCUUUUUAAUCUUUGCAUGGAUGUUCAAUGCAUUUUGGCACAAAGCAUGGUUAACAGUUUGUUGCUGAAUUGAUGUCAGAAUCAUUUCAAUAGUGCAUUUAAAUUUUUUGGAUAUCCAUGAGCUGACACUAAUGUCAACAGUGUACUGAGGGGUGUUGACAUUUGUUUUACCAAUACUUUUAUUAAACGCUGGUAACUGUUACCAGAAAAGUAGUGGCCGUAGACAGAAAACAUUUUACAAACUCCUGAAGACGGUUUCGCUUGGUACUGUAGUUUUAUUUAAUAUUUGUGUAGUACUUUAGUUAUUUCAUUUUAAUCGAGUUACCUGGCAGAACUGAAAGACUGGACCAUGGCUAGCCAGAGUAGUAUGGGAGGUCAAAUGGCACCACUUGAAGUGCACUUCAAUCAUCAUCUUACAGAAAUGUGAACACUUUAAAUGCUUCUUACAAUCAGCUAAUGACUGGUUUUGUUUGAGCAAUAUGGUGGAAAGUGCAGUUUUCUAUGUCUCUGCAGUUGAUUGCAUUGUCUCUUCCACCUAUACAAUUAUUUUAGAAAAACAAGCACGUUGUAUCAGUGGUAACACUUAAAUUCAGAGAUAAUACAUUGAAAAAAAAGCUCUUAAACCACACUUAAACGUAUUGGUGAUUUUAUUUUUUUUAUGAGAACUUCCAAAAUCACAUUGUAAAAGUGAUUUCUCUUUUUUGUUACAAACAUGCUCUUCUACAUCUUUCUGGAUGAUUCUCACAUUGUACGGUAGUUGUACGUGGCUAGUGGUAGAAGUCUCUAUACCGUCUGAUGCCAGAACCAUACUCCCAACACACAGGAUUAUGUUGUUACAGCAGGUGGUGAGGGUCAGCUGGGUGACAUGAACUCUGCCACCUCUGGUCCUAGCCUGUCUUUUUGUCUGAAUCUGUACUCAACUGACAGGUUCUGGUCCGUCGUUCCUCUAUUUUCAACAGAAGUUUGAUUUUGGUCAGGCUGAUCUUGCUUUUCCUUGUUUUAUUCCUUGUGUAUCAAAUGUUGAUGAUGUCAAAGCUAAUGAUUCAAUCAAUCCAAAUCUUAAUAAAUGGAUUAAAGCUU